This is a messenger RNA of Salmo salar (Atlantic salmon), 4108 nucleotides long. RefSeq names its product tricarboxylate transport protein B, mitochondrial. Lineage: Eukaryota; Metazoa; Chordata; Actinopteri; Salmoniformes; Salmonidae. Gene Ontology annotation, biological process: mitochondrial citrate transmembrane transport. Gene Ontology annotation, molecular function: citrate secondary active transmembrane transporter activity. Gene Ontology annotation, cellular component: mitochondrion. The record is from RefSeq and is a predicted model, not a curated record.
GCAAUGCAUGAGUGAACUUCAACUGUCAAAAGUGGAAGACACAUUAGCCUUUGAGCUGGGCGGUUUCCAAUUAUCAACAUCGCCUUUGUAAGUGAUCGCACAUCAAGACGCUGUAGGUGUGAUCGAGGCGCAAUUUGUGCACAAAGCGCUGGAUUGCACGGAGGCUGACGAUCGAGAGGGAUAACCUAGUGUCGUCCAAGAAGUGAACAAGUUCUAGGUUGUUUAGGGGGGCCGAUUGUUGCCAAUAUGUCCAGGAAUCCCAUAUUUGUGAGUCCAUUCCACAGACCCCACUGUUUGGCCGCCGCCGCCCCAGCAGGAAAAGCCAAACUCACCCACCCUGGCAAAGCCAUUCUAGCAGGUGGUAUUGCUGGAGGAAUAGAGAUCUGUAUUACAUUCCCUACAGAGUAUGUGAAGACUCAGCUGCAGUUGGAUGAGAAGGCCAACCCUCCCAGAUAUAAAGGCAUCGUUGACUGUGUGAAGCAGACGGUAGACGGUUAUGGGGUGAGGGGUCUGUACAGAGGGCUUAGCUCAUUGCUCUAUGGCUCCAUACCCAAAGCAGCUGUCAGGUUUGGUGUGUUUGAGUUCCUCAGUAAUAAGAUGCGUGAUGAGAGUGGGAAGCUGGACAGUACCCGGGGUCUUUUCUGUGGCCUGGGGGCUGGAGUGGCUGAGGCUGUGGUGGUGGUCUGCCCCAUGGAGACGGUCAAGGUAAAGUUUAUCCAUGACCAAUCGUCAGCCAACCCAAAGUACCGGGGAUUCUUCCAUGGAGUCAGGGAGAUCAUCAGAACAGAAGGCCUGAGGGGGACGUACCAGGGUCUGACAGCCACGGUACUGAAACAGGGAUCCAACCAGGCCAUUCGCUUCUACGUCAUGACAUCUCUAAGGAACUGGUACAAAGGUGAAGACCCUAACAAGGCCAUUAACCCUCUGGUCACGGGAGCAUUCGGAGCCUUCGCUGGAGCUGUCAGUGUGUUUGGAAACACUCCUCUGGAUGUCAUCAAAACCAGGAUGCAGGGUCUGGAGGCUCACAAGUACAAAAGCACCCUGGACUGUGCCGUCAAGAUCAUGAAGCAUGAGGGACCUAAAGCGUUCUAUAAGGGUACAGUCCCCAGGCUGGGCAGGGUGUGUAUGGACGUAGCCAUCGUCUUCAUAAUCUACGAGGAGGUGGUGAAGGUCCUUAACAAAGUCUGGAAGACUGACUGAGAUCACGUUUCCAUGACAACCAGCAUGAGUGGAUAACCCCUGGCAGGGCGGGGCUAUGGCCUGAUUCCAAACCCAAUCCCUCUGCCCUUUCCUUAGGUUUUCCAUGACUUGCUACCUCCUUACAGAUCUAACAUGGCUGGUUAUAUUUCAUUCCAAAUAAGUUGGUCUCUGUCCCCUGCCAUUUUUUGCUUAGUCAGUUGGAAUGAAAUGCAGCCAUGAUAGGUGUAAACAAUCUGGGGAUGAGUGCACUUCGCCUAUGAUCCUAUUGGGAUUACUACUAUCAUAUUGUUUAUACCUACUGCCUCUGUUCUUCUUUAUAUCCACAGGGGGGAGUGAGUAAGGGCACAUGGGUAGGGUGAGGGAUUUGGCCUAUAUGACUGGAAUAAUGGGAACACUGUAUCAUUCCAGAGAAGUGUCUUAGACCGACAGUGCUUCAGUUCACGAAUGGCUAUUAUUAACAUCUUAUGUUGUACAUUAAUCAAAGGUGAAACAAUACUUAUAGCUAAAACCCAAUAUAAUGUGAUGUAAAUCAAAGGGAAAAACUUGAAAUGAGGAGGAGGAUCAAAGGCUUUUAACUCCAAAGACCAUGUUGUAUAUUUAACAUGAUGGUGUGACCCAGUGAAAUGGGUCUGGCAGAGAAGUGGAGGCCGUCGUUCUUACACGUGAUAGCACUACAACAGACAUGCCUGUUCACGUGUCACAUGGGUGUUGUUUUCCAGGUUUAAUGCAGGUCUGAAAUUUAGCUGCUUUACAUACCUGAGUGCAAUUACAACACAAUGCCUUAUAUAUCAUUAUAUUCAGAGAUAUCUUUAUGGUAGAGAGAUACUAUAUGUACAGUGCCAUGAAAAAGUAUAUGCCCCCUUUCUGAGUUUCUCUAUUUUUGCAUAUUUUUUUAUACUGAAUGUUAUCAGAUAUUCAACCAAAAGGGUGUUUACAAAUAACAAAAAAGAUAUACGCAUUUUAUUUAUUUAACAGUUUGCUUACUGGGACUUCUAAUUUUGCGAGGGGCAGCAUUUUUUGGACUCGCUUAGGGUGGCAGAACAGCAAGGACUGGCCCUGCUUCCAAUAGUCUUGAUGAUCAUCCAGGUGCUUAUUGGCCAACUUGUCAACUUUUUGGAGGACAUGGGUCCGUAUAUGCCUAGCAAAAACCAAACCAGGCAUUCCACAGUAAGAACCUUACACCAACGAUCAAUCAUAGGAGUCUAGGUGUAAUUUAGAUUUUGGCCACCAGAGGCAGCAGGGGUUCAAACUAUACUACAUUUUAUUUCUUGGACCUUCAGUAUGACAAAUCAGAGCAAAAUUACUGAAUGUAAGUACAUUUAUUUACCUUCAGAGGUGAAUGUAUCAAACCAGUUGAUGUGAUAAGUGUUUUGUUGUUGUGCACUCAAUAAAUAGCAUGGCUUUUUUUUUUUUUACUGUAAUAGCUACUGUAAAUUGGACACUGCAGUUAGAUUAACAAUAAUUUAAGCUUUCUGCCCAUAUAAGACAUGUCUAUGUCCUGAAAAGUUGGCUGUUGUUUACAACGUCAUUCUAGUCACAUUAGCUCACGUUAGCAACAACCGUCCCGGUUUAGGGACACCGAUCCCGUAGAGUUUAAAGCAGUUCUGCAUGGAAGAGUGGGCCAAAAUUCCUCCACAGCGACGUGAGAGACUGAUCAAGAACUACAGGAAAUGUUUGGUUGAAGUCAUUGCAGCUAAAGGUGGCACACAACCAGUUAUUGAGUGUAAGGGGGCAAUUACUUUUUCACAGAGGGGCAUUUGGUGUUGCAGCAUAAUUUUUUUCAUGAAAUAAGUAAGUAAUUGUCAUUUGUUCACUCAGGUUCCCUUUAUCUUGUAUUAGGUUUUGGUUGAAGACCUGAUAACAUUCAGUAAAAUUAGAAAGGGGGCAAAUACUUUUUCACAGCACUGUAUGUAGUAGUAUAAUAAUAAUUGUUGUGACCAUAGAAUUAAAAUAAGAACUCCGUUUUUAAUAACUACCCAUUCUUAUUCUAUGGUUGUCAUAACCCUGUUUUGGCAUAGAAUUAAGAAUGAGAAUCCUAAUUAAAUAGUAUUUUAAUAGGAUCUCUAUGUUUUUUGGUGUCCGUCGAGUACAGUAUACUCAGACAUUCUGUAGAAUGAACCAACACUUUUCAAGUGAAUUACAUAACAACUGACCAAAAUUGAGAUGGUGAGGGACUUUGCAGUUGUAAAUGUGAAACAUCAGAAAUAUAUUUACAUAAUGAUUGCUUGUGGCUGCAAAUGUCGUUUAUGAUGGUUUUAGAAAUCUGGUAUAACAUCUCUAGUGCUACUAAUGUCUAAAAUUGAAAUGAUUCAUGUAGCAUGUCUUAGCUGGGUCAGUUUUUCCUCACUGACUUACAGUAUGAUAUAAUAACACUUAAUCAUUGUUUUUAAAGUGUUUAUUUGAUAUAGACAGUAACACAGUGCAAUGAUGCCUUGCUGAGAUGUUUAUCAAAUCGACUGGUACUAGUUGACAGUAUAGUUUACCAGACCAUCUUUGUAAUGCAGCCUUGAGUAAUUCAAUGUGAUGAGAUAUUGCCUGGUAAUGUUACCUGGCAGUUAUAGUAAGUAUAAAUGCCCUUGGAUUUACAAUUGAUCAUUACAUAUUUUCUUGGUAGUGUUAGUGGAGGGGAUGGGGACACCAGUUUUUAUUUAAGAUUUCUAGAUAUAUCUUUUGCAAAACCUAAUAGACAUUUUUCAUGAAACAAUACAUUUGCCACUGUCAUGGUCUGCCCAAUGUAAAAUACAUCUAUUUUUUAUGCUCCAAGACAAGAUCUUAUGUAAGCAUGUUUUAUUGAAAGACCAUGCACAGUCAUUGCAGAUUGUAGUGCCUGAGAGACAUUUGUAACAUUUGCAUUUGGGAUUUUGAAUAUGCCAUGUGUGCAUUAAAGAGUGUAAAGGAUUGUAUACAA